AUGCCCCUCUCUCGUAAAAAGUCGUGCGUCCGCUGCAGGGAAGCAAAGACGCGCUGUAACCAGGUCCUCCCGACCUGCUCCCGGUGCCUCGACAAGAAUGCGCGGUGCGUCUACGAGUCCGAACGUCUCGCCCCUUACCCUCAGGCAAGCCCUCGCCCUGCACAGCGUCUGCAGACUCCGAACAGGCUCCAUUCGGGCCCCAUCGAUGGGAUCUCCCCCGGUGACAUAUUCCCGACCGGAGAGCCCUCUCCCCCGCCGGCGUGGAUCUCGGCAACUGGCGUGCUGCAUGCUGAACUGAACGAGCCCAGCCCGCCCAGCAGCAUACCCCUGGACAUCAUAAAGGAGGUCGAGCAGAACGUCAACGAGGAUCUCUGGCUGCUUGAGCAGGCCGACAAUGCCCGGAAGCAGAAGAACAUGCAGCUCGUGACCGCGCCGGACAGUGCUCUACUAGGCAAGGCGUACUCCCGACGCAGGAUAGGUGGCCAGGACGUGCUGGCGUCGGUUGUCCUUGGGCAGCUCAAGAGCUACCCGCGGAUGCUCAUAGAGGGAGAUAAGCUCCCUCCGUUCAUACAUCCGCGGUGCUAUUUGGACGAGGAGCUAGCCCCCGCCUGCCGUGUCAGUGGGCGACACGUGUGCUUUUCCACGGAGCUGUCGAUAUGUGUGAGUUUGGUGCAGAUGUUUUACUCGAAGAGUUCGAAGAAUUCCGAAUUUGUGUGGAAGACGAUACACGAUGAAGGGGAGAGGAUUGUACAACAGUUCGCGUCUUUUACUAGUCAGCAGCAGCUUGAGGGUCUGCAGUCGGUAGUGAUCCUCUUGCUCCUACAAGCCGAGGACCCAGCGUCUGUCGAGAAAACUGGAGGUUUGGACUUGUGGGGCAACUCGUUCGGUAUCACUUAUGGCGCUCUGAGCCGGAAAACGAGCGACCUCGAAGGGCGGAUUGGAUUUGGAGAGAGAGUAUUCGAAGGCAAGACUGCUUUAGUUCUAAGCGUUGUUGAUUUUUUGGUUGAGGGCAUGAUAGGACCGGGCGGAUCCACGUGCAGGGCAAGCGAGACGUUCCAAAUAUCAACGCUCCCUUGUGGUCGUGAUUUAUGGGAAGCGCGAAGUACGAGAGUAUGGAUGGAUGCCUAUGAUUCUCUCAUCAACAACGAGGGCAAACACCCAUUUCUUAAAGUCCAAGACUUGAUAGUGUCGACUGGCGAGGGGGAGUGGUUGAUAUCCGCUGAGAGUUCUCAUGGCGAGCAAGACAAGCAAUUUGCCAUCAUGAGGUGGUGUGAAAACAUGGAAUCUCUCGGGAAGCUCAUCUGGAUGUCCUUGCCCUUACACCUGUCAAUUGUCAAGCACGAGGCUCGCACGAUUAUCUCAAGAGGAUAA
This is a messenger RNA of Clonostachys solani, 1371 nucleotides long. The record is from the annotation of a GenBank genome assembly. Lineage: Eukaryota; Fungi; Ascomycota; Sordariomycetes; Hypocreales; Bionectriaceae.